Colletotrichum karsti is the source of this 1254-nucleotide messenger RNA. Its product is annotated as salicylate hydroxylase. NCBI's taxonomy places the organism in Eukaryota, Fungi, Ascomycota, Sordariomycetes, Glomerellales, Glomerellaceae. Gene Ontology annotation, molecular function: monooxygenase activity; FAD binding. The transcript is spliced from 6 exons. The record is from RefSeq and is a predicted model, not a curated record. Gene Ontology annotation, biological process: secondary metabolite biosynthetic process. The coding region runs from base 1 to 1254 and encodes 417 amino acids.
AUGGAAGAGCCAUUGAAAGCAAAAGUCACCUUAGACAUUGUCAUCGUCGGUGCUGGUUUAGGUGGGCUCGCAACGGCCGUAGCACUUGCCAGGAGAGGCCACAAAGUUACGAUCUUAGAACAGGCCGCACAUCUUUCGGAGGUGGGAGCAGGAAUUCAGAUACCUCCAAAUUCCAGCAAGCUUCUCCAGCGCUGGGGUGUCAUGGAUGUCAUGGCCGACCAAGCCGUCCGACCGGACAGCAUUUCCUUCCGGCGAUGGAAGAAUGGUGAAAAGAUCGGAUAUACUGACCUCUCGGAGACUUUCGUUGAAGCGUGCGAUCUUGGGAUCGCGAUCCGUCUAGAUAGCAGAGUGUCUGGCUACAACUCUCUUUUACCCACUGCUACCUUGGUCAAUGGGCAAGUUGUCGGGGCAGAUCUGAUCAUCGCCGCUGAUGGAGUAAAGUCCGUGGCUCGAGAUUCUGUUUCCGGCAGUCGGAGUAGUGGCCCAAAGUAUACGGGCUUUGCUGUCUACAGAGCGACUGUCAACGUCAGCAAGAUGAGACAGAUUCCAGAGAUUGCAUGGCUGUUAGAGAAACCCGGCUUGCAUGUUUGGAUUGGCGAGGAUCGCCACGUCAUGACUUACACCAUUGCAGCUGGUGAGUCCUUUAAUAUGGUGCUCUCUCACAGGGAUGACCGAGAUCCCUCGACCUGGCCGCAGAAGAGCCAAAUGGAUAUCCUUCAAGAUAUGAGAGCCGAGUUUCAGGGUUGGGAUAGCCAGCUCACCAAGAUUAUCGAACUCGUCGAUCAGACAAUCAAAUGGCCAUUGAUGACAGGCGACCUCCUUGAAAAUUGGGUCGCUGAGUCGUCUAGGUUGGUGAUUCUGGGCGAUGCGGCACAUGCUAUGCUGCCAUACAUGUCUCAGGGCGCUGCGAUGGCAGUGGAAGAUGGCGCUGCACUCGCCGUUGUCCUCAGUAGCAUUACUACCCAGGAGCAACUUGGUCUUGCGCUCGACGUGUUUCAGCAGGAAAGGAAACGGCGGACGUCGAUGAUGCAGGAAGCGAGUAUGGUGAACGCAUUCCUGUGGCACUUCAAGGAUGGCCCAGAACAGAGAGCUCGAGACGCGGCGAUGCGCCCUGAAGUCGAGGGACGGAGGUUUAGCAGCAGCCCCAACCAGUGGUCUGACCCUCUGACUCAGUCGUGGGCGUACGGGUAUGAUGCUGAAGAUGUCAUGAAACAGCGGUGGCAGGAGAGAAUGGCGUCGAAGACUGAAGAGUGA